CGUGACGUCACGUCCCACGUCCAAUCAGGUGUGAAGAAUCAGGAAGACAACUUUCUUUUACUUUGCUUCGCCCAGAAGUUCUGGCACCGGGCGUUUCUCGGAACCAGGCGAGUCCAGUCGAGGGAAACUCGGUUUAUAACCUUUACAACCCGGGCGAAUGGCGCACAUCUGCACCGACGGCUGCUGCGCCCGCUUUGCGGAGGGGCGCCAGUCUGCGCUCAAUUUUGCGCUUCUGCUCGUCGCGUACAUCCUGUACCUGCUCGUCGGCGCCGGCGUCUUCUCCGCCAUCGAGCUGCCGUACGACCGUGAGCUCCGCCGGGAGCUGCAGUCGGCGCGGCGGGAGUUCCUCGGCAACAACACGUGCGUGUCCGACGCGCGUCUGGAGGAGCUUCUGAGCCGAGCGCUGGAGGCCAACAGCUACGGGGUGUCGGUGCUGGGCAACAGCACGCGCCGCAACUGGGACUUCGUGUCGGCCCUGUUCUUCACCAGCACCGUGCUGACCACAACAGGUUACGGCCACACGGCCCCGUUGUCCAACGAGGGCAAGGCCUUCUGCAUCGUCUACUCGCUCGCCGGCAUCCCCGUCACGCUGCUCUUCCUCUCCGCCGUGGUGCAGAGGAUCAUGGUCCUGGCCACGCACCGGCCCCUGUCCUACCUGCAGUACCGGUGCGCCGUGCCCCGAGCCACGCUCGCCGCCGCCCACGCCGCCUGCCUCGCCGCCCUCAUCGCGCUGUGCUUCCUCGUGGUCCCGGCGUGGAUCUUCGCCGGCCUGGAGAGGGACUGGAACUUCCUGGAGUCCUUGUACUUCUGCUUCAUUUCCCUGACGACCAUUGGACUCGGGGACUACGUCCCCGGCGAGGACCAGAGCGACGACGCCAACCCGCAUCCCCAGCUGUACAGAUUCACCAUCACAGCCUACCUGCUGCUGGGCCUGGUGUUCGUGCUGGUGGCGAUGGACACGUGCUGGGAGCUCCCGCAGCUGAAGCGCGUGCGCCGGAGGUUCUACUGCGACGACGUGCGGGAGCUGGACGCGGAGACCGCCCGCAUCGUCGGCCGCGACCACGCCAGCGAGCAGCUGACGGAGCCCUCGGACCGCGGGGCGGAUCAGCUGCCCGCCAUCGCGUCGGUGUCGGAACAGGCGGCGUCCCUCCGACGGGACGGCGCCGCGGCGACCGGAUCAGCCGCUAAGAAGAAGCACUGAUGGGGCUCAGCAUCACAUUCAACAACGCCCACGCAGCUGAAUGUUAAUAAUAACCGCUCUGUCUGUGACCCAGAGGAAAGGCCGGGCUCCCUGGGAGGGAAGCCCCAUCAGGUUCUGCUUCCUGCCGUGGUCCGUAUUGGCACAGUUUGCUCUGUUGGACUUCACACCCUCUUUAGUGCAUUAUAGAAUCUAUUGUGUUAUUUGCAUAGGACAUUUGCUUGCAUGAAGCUGUAAAGCGGCACCGGGACAAUCAGGCACGCUAUCAGACGGCCUGUUGUGCACUGUGUUGAAGGCAUCCAAGUAGAACGUUAGGAAAGGGCUGGCAAACACCUUUUUAAUUCUUUUACUGUAGCAAACAUUCUGCAAUAUUCACUAUCGCCACUAGAGGGCAGCACUUUCAUUAUAUAUGCAAAUGCUUAUUGUAGAGUUUCUUCCAAGGUUAUGACUGAGGGAGGUUUUUUAGGGGGGAAUAGUAUUUAUUAUAUUCAUGUUGUGAACUGUUACAGGUUUGAGGAACUGAAGAAACAGCACAAUAGUUUAAGUCUGCAACUCGCAGACUUGCUUUACUCACUUGAUGAACAGUUUAUAAAACAAGAGAAGACUUGUUUUCUAACAAUGA
Molecule: messenger RNA, 1820 nt
Organism: Betta splendens (Siamese fighting fish)
Lineage: Eukaryota; Metazoa; Chordata; Actinopteri; Anabantiformes; Osphronemidae
Product: potassium channel subfamily K member 1-like
Exons: 4
Coding region: 158-1201 (347 amino acids)
Biological process (GO): stabilization of membrane potential; potassium ion transmembrane transport
Cellular component (GO): membrane
Molecular function (GO): potassium ion leak channel activity
Source: RefSeq, a predicted model, not a curated record